Molecule: messenger RNA, 498 nt
Organism: Kwoniella shivajii
Lineage: Eukaryota; Fungi; Basidiomycota; Tremellomycetes; Tremellales; Cryptococcaceae
Exons: 6
Coding region: 1-498 (165 amino acids)
Source: RefSeq, a predicted model, not a curated record
AUGGUCACGACCCUUAGAGGGCUAGAAAUGGUGUCAAGCGUCAAUAAAGGCGGAGAUACUGGUCUGAAGCUGGAGAAAUUCCUCCUGGCUUGGGCGGAGACUCGUGCACCUCGAUAUCUCGAUCAAGUAUUAGUGAUUGUGGAUAAACCUAAUAAAGCUCGAUCGGCGUCCUACCAAAUGGUCAUUCUCCAUACAGAUGUCUUGAGAGAGAAAAUGGCUGCUGUUGCUGCACCUAUGCAGUAUGAGCAAGUAGAAGAGAUGGCAGAGGUUCCUGCCGAGUCUGCAGGCAAGCCGAUCGAUGUAGAUCAAUCAGUCGCUGCUCUCGAACCUGUCAUUAACGCACACCCAGAAGCCACGGAACAGUCUUUCAAGAGAGAUCGGGAGCACACCACGAUCCUAAUUAAUGGAUUGCCAAGUGGUGUCACGCGAGAACGUCUUGAAGCCUUCUUCACAGAUUUCUUCCGGGAAAUGAUGACAUGUUUACAGCUGCCUUGGUAG